Messenger RNA from Pocillopora verrucosa, 8697 nucleotides. NCBI's taxonomy places the organism in Eukaryota, Metazoa, Cnidaria, Anthozoa, Scleractinia, Pocilloporidae. The record is from RefSeq and is a predicted model, not a curated record.
AUGGGCGGGUUGCAAAAAUGAAGAAAUGGCAAUUACAAGGAAAGAGGAGCCAAACCGCGAAAAAGGGGUGGAAAGGGAUGACAGCAUUUCAAGAAUCAAGAUGGUUUACAGUCUCCCAGGUGUCAAGAUUACGUGUGAUAAACCCACUAUAGUGACGAUCAUCCAAAGGCACGAGGAAGAAAGCACCCACACAUUUGACUGGGUUUUUACCCUCACAUUUGAGAUAGCUGAAGUUGGAAAGCUGCGUAAAAUUGAUCUCCUUCAUCGAUACCACGAGUGCUAUCGCCUUACUGAAAUUAAAGGCCUUUCCGGGGACGUAGAGGAAUUCCGUGACGCUCCUAAAGAGCGCUGGUCUUACACCCUUCCCAGUUUUUUUGACCAGAUGAAAGGUCGAAUUCGAGUUGCUGUCACCGUCUCCUUUCACACCACAAAGUUUUACGGGACGUUUACACAAUGUCUUCAAUUUGAUUUUGAAAGAAAACCGCACUUAUUACAAGGAUUAAACGUGGAUGUUGCUAGCGAAGGUGCCUUGAGCGGAAUCUCAAAGAUGAGGCAGUUGCUAAAAUUGGAUUCCUCCGUUUGGACGGAAGGUUCUGUGGAAAUAGUCCGGUACCCAGAAUCCAUUAAUAAGGAUGAUCAGGAUUUCCUGCUACAAGAUAGAUACCGGUUACCAGAGAGAAUUGAGAAUAUUCUUCCAUUGCAAAUAACGGAGAUAAACCUAACCAUGGAAAAAUACAGGAGAGUGAUGCAUCAAUUAUUGUUUACUGAAGAGCUGUUUAUCAAAAAGGCAAUUUCCAGGUUUGCCUUUAACGAUGUGACCUUACAUUGCAAAAGUACCGUCGUUGACCAAAGAUCAGGACUCACACACGCCGUGGACGGCGAGUUGUUUGGUGUUCUGAAGCUCGAGCAAAAAAGAUCCCCCCACUUAGAUGACGCUGCAAGAAGACUUCUGACUAGAGUUGUACAGUAUGCUUGGCUUCGGCUAACUAGUGGCAGUUCAAGGAAUGUGUACGAGGCAAAAGUUGAAACUGUCGAGACUGAAUCACAGCACGUGACUUUGAAGCUGUCUUCCCAGACUUGCUUAGAUUUGCAAUUGACUGAUGAGGGUAAAGUUUCAAUCGAUGCACAAUUGCAGCUCAAUCGGCAGUCUCUUUGUCAAUGGCAUGAUGCAAUUGAUAGGCUGGGACCUGUUCAUCUUAAAUUACUCUUUCCAGAAAAGAAAAUAUUGCGUGUCAAUCAAGAGGGAAUUCAUCUCUCUAAUUGGCAACGUUUGGAGCCCAAGCUCAACGAGAGCCAAAGAAAGGUGAUAAAGCGUAUUUUAGCUCCUGAAGAUGUAUCAUCACCGCUUGUUGUCUUUGGACCUUUUGGUACCGGCAAAACAUUUACAUUGAAUCAGGCAAUCCGUGAGUUGGUGACAAGAGAAAGCAAUCGUGUUCUUCUUUGCACACAUACAAACAGCGCAGCCGAUAUACACGUUAAGCUAUUACACGAGUACUUGACAGAGCAUAAUGGACUGAAAGCGACCAAGCCGCUAAGGAUUUAUCAAACAAAGAGAAGAUUAAAUGCUGAUUUAGAUAUAGCUAAGAGGUAUGGCCUUAUAAAAGACGGCGCCUAUGUACUUCCCACAAGAGAGGAUGUUAUUUUGCGUCGUGUUGUGAUCGCCACACUAGCUGUAUCACGGCAUCUUCUAGAGCUUCGAUUAAACCAUGGAUUCUUUACACAUAUUUUGAUUGACGAGGCUUACCAAGCCCUGGAACCUGAGGCACUAAUACCACUCGCGUUAGCUGGACCAAAUACAAAGGUUGUCUUUACUGGAGAUCAUAUGCAGAUGAGUCCUGAAGUAUAUUCGAAUCAUGCCCGUGCUUGGGGUCUGCAGAGGUCGCUCCCUGAGAGACUGUUUGAUCACUUGUACAGCGCAGAGCAACCGUCAAAUUGCAAUGUGGUAAUUCUGACGGAAAACUAUCGGUGUCAUCCAAAAAUUCUGCAAUUUUCCUCACAUAACUUCUACAAAGAGGGGCUGAUCGCGAGGAGCGAAGAACCUCAACACCCAAGGUUGAAACCAUUAUUAUUCUAUUCUGUGUCCGGUAUGGAAGAAGCGAGAGAGAAUUCAUACAUUAACACAGUAGAAGUAGAUGAAAUUGUAACGAGAGUCAAGGAGCUCGCAGGUGACUGGCCAGUGGAGUGGAAAGAAAAGGAUCUCUCUAAAAUUGGCGUCGUCUCGGCAUACCUAAGUCAGGUUCAAUUAAUCCGACAAGCUCUCAGAAGGGAAGGCGAGGGGCUUAAGAAAGUCACAGUGGAAACAAUCUAUAACGUCCAAGGAAAAGAAUUCCGUGCCCUAUUCAUCAGCACUGUACGCACAUCCCUCACAUUCCCUCAAUUUCACAAACGUAAUGAUCAAAGAUUCUACUGGGAGUUCUUUUCUGACCCGAAGCUCUUAAACACGGCGGUAACCAGAGCUAUGUCUUUGGUAGCAGUCGUUGGAGAUGCUAUCUCCUUGUGUACUGUUGGUGAGUGUAGGAGCAAUUGGCGGGAUUUUAUCAGAAGAUGUGACCAAGAUGGAUCUCUGUCUGGAACUUCAUAUACAGCGAUAGAGGAAGCUAUAGCUACCCCUCUUUCUAAGAUUUCUUUAAACCCUGAGGCAGCUGUUUUCGUUCCAAGUAGCGAUGGAGGCCUCAAACCGUUGGUAUGCGAUCGCUCGCAAGGUGCGAAAGAUACGGAAACCAUCGAAUUGAGUGAAGAAAGUUCAGCUGAACACAGUCUCGUUAGUCCAAUGACCGUGUCAGGAAGUAAAACAGAUCGCCCGAAUAAUCAUUUGAAUGUAAAAGAGGUUUCAUCUAAAGAGAAGGAGGAGCGUAAAACUGAUGGGUCUUUGGAACAAUAUUCGCAAGGUGAUUCAUAUCCAAACCAAGAAGACGAAGACGACGCAGAGCUUAGUAAUUUAACCCCUUUUGAAGACUUUCGACGGGAAGGUUGUGAAGACGAAACAGUUCUUCCAAGCUCCUUUGACAAAGUAAUUGAGGCACUUGUGGCAACGAAAAAAGAAACCCAGGAGAGGGAGCUUCGACGAUCACUAAAGAAUGAAGAAUACCCCUCGCUGAGGAAUGCAGAGUCGAUCAACCGGAGAGGAUACAAAGUGACAAAUGAUUUCGACGAAGGAAGCAAACACAACAAUCGAGGCAGUCGAGAAAAUUCCAGUUUAUCUGGUCUUUCGUCUGAUGACUAUCAAUUCUCCUUUGACGCUAUAGGUAGGGUACAGGCUGGCCCGGUAAACUUCGGGCAUCAUCAAACGCAUUCUAAUCGACGUAAUAGGCCAACGGGACAAGUCAAGGAAGAUGAAUACCUUCACCGAGAGGUAUUACUGAAAUUUAUUCAUGAACAACCUAAGACUUAUCGUGCCAGUACACUUCAUCUCGACUCCGAGGCCUUCAACAUGGCAUUUGCUACUGUGCCGGACACGCAAACACCGGACAUACAAAUCAAAGGAAGAGUUAAAAGGGUUUUCGACAUGGAUCAAGUUGUCGUCAAUAUUGCAGAAAAUCAGUCAAAUUCUAUUGAUGCAGUUCCUCGCUAUCAGGGAGAAAUUGUAGGUGUGCUUCAUCACAUUAUCAGCCCUCACGAACGACAGUUUGUCUGCAAGGUCAAUUUCCACAAUCCGAAUUUGAUGCUUCCAAUCAAUAAGUCCAUGUCAAAAAUCGUGAUUUUAUCUGCAGAUAACCUUGAAGGUGUACCCCUCUACAAGGAAUUGCGCGAGGGAAACGGGAAGAAAGUAAAAGUCUGCGAGAUGGACUAUGAAGAAUUCCUUAGUGGAAAAUACCUGUUCCUCGUGCAGUUUCUACAGUGGAGGUCAGAUUGCAUUUACCCCUUAGGUAUCAUCAUUCGAAAAUUGCCGAAGAGAUAUACUUGGAAGGCCAGUAUGGAGAUUCUUCUAGCAGAGCAUGGUAUUAGAAAGUCAUUCAGCGAUGAUUGUGAAAGGGAAGUGCGAACGAAGUUCCCCUCGUCGUGGUCAAUACCAGCUCACGAAAGAAACAACCGCGAAGUAGUUAAAGGAGCAUUUACGAUAGAUCCUGAAAACUCUAAGGAUCUCGAUGAUGCACUUUCCCUAGAACUGCUUUCGAGCUCUGUAUACCGGGUAGGAAUUCACAUCGCAGACGUGAGUUACUUUGUAGAGGCUGGUAGCUAUUUGGAUAAAGAAGCAUUGUUUCGCUGCAUAUCCUAUUACCCUGGGAAUGAGUAUCAAAAUGUUCCAAUGUUACCACCUGAUCUCAGUGAAAAACAUUGCAGCCUUCUUCCUGGUAAAGAUCGUUUAUGUUUAUCAGUGUUUCUUGACAUGUCAGAAGAUGGAAAAUGUUUGGGAGAGCCACAGAUCAAACGCACAAUCGUAACGUCCUCCCGUCAGCUUACCUACUCUGACGCCCAAAAAGUUAUUGAUGCUCAACGAAGCUCACGCAAGCAAUUCCCCAAAAGUGUUGAAAGUGAUAUUCAGGCCCUGAAUGUCCUAGCGCAAAAAAGAAGAAAAUUAAGACUCCGAGAAGCUAGCUUUGACCAUUGGUCAGACAGUGAUGAGCCAGAAUGUUAUGAAGCACAUGAGUUAGUGGAGGAAAUGAUGAUUUUGGCCAACGAGAAAAUAGGUCAACUUCUUCUCACUAGUAUUCCAGAGAUGGCACCGCUGCGCACCCAACUGCCACCAAAAGAUUACAAAUUGAAAGAUUGGUUGAGUCGAUACGGGCAUUUUAUCAAGUGUUCUCUGUUUCUCCGCGGCAAGCAACAUCUCGAGAAGAUGACCGAGGAUAACCAAAUGAGAGAGAUCACGGAAUUCAAAGUGCAAGAUUCCGUUUGGUCAGAAAUCUGCAGGGCUGUAGAAUCUGAUGACAAAGCAAAGCUACAGCGGCUGAUUUUUACAGAAAGAAAGUAUCCUCAGCUAGCUGUUGCAAAUCUUCAGUUUCAACGCAUUCAGCAAAAGUCCUGUUAUAUCUGUGAGAGAGGUCAUCCACGAGAAAACAGUUUGCAUUUCUCUCUGGGGGAGCACGGCUAUACACAUUUUACUUCACCCAUUCGACGGUACAUUGACAUUCAAGUACACAGACUCGUCUUGGGUUUAAUCUCCAACGACCACGGUGCAGAAAGAUACCGAAAGGAUUACGUGGCUAAGGUGUGUCGUCGUUCCACGUUUGCUCAGCGUAAUAGCAAGAAGUUCGACAGAGCAAGUAAUAAAGUCAAUUUGGCUGCCAAGCUUAAAGAAGCAAGCCGCGAAACAAAAGCAGUCAUCGCAAUGAUCGAAGAUAAGAGCAUUAGGUUGGAAAUAACGAGCCAAGAACACGACCGUUUGUCCAAAAAAGAGAGGGAAAUUAAAUUCAGCGAUCUCAACCUGUAUGAUUUCAUGCCAUAUAUAUCAGAAAUAGUCUUUAUCUGGAAAUUAAGGCUAUACAUUGCUCCAAAAGAGAGGGAGUCCUUGGAGGACUACAUCGAAAAUCUAGAAAUCGAAAGAAAUGAAGUUGUUUCCCUGUUAAAUGAAGGAUUGGCUGCCACGAAGGAAGUCCUAAGCUUGAAGAUGGAAAACUGGAUGAAGCUCCUGGAAGCUGUUCAAGACAACGACUAUGCAGAAGCUAAGAUGUUGAUUACAAAGACUGAAGAUCACCAAAGGGCUCUCAGAAAACGGUUUCCUCCACGUAACAAUGAAAAUAGGGAUUCAAACACGGAGCACUUUCAUGAAAGGCGACUGUCUCUGGCGACCUUUGACAUGGUAAACGUUCAGUUAAGUGCCCACAUGACACAAGGAAUGUUACAUCCGCAAAUUCAGCUUUUCAAGAUUAAUUCCAAGGUCCACAUUUGCAUUGAACACCGCAAAUAUCCAAGAGAGUGCUUCGCUACGACGGUAAAAUACCGAGCAUCUCGAGCAAGCUACUCGUGUUUAGAAAGCUACAUCACUGCUUGGGAACCUGUUCUUGCCAUGGAAAGCGCUACAGAGGCUGUAGAUGAAAGUGACGAGUUUACUAUGUACGAUUUACAUGUGAAGUGGCGGGCUGAAACCAGUGAAAAUCCAGUUGGUUCUUUCAGCCUGGACCACGAAUAUUGCAAGAAUCGUCAAAUCGAGUUUUUCCCCGGGGAUUUCGUUUGCAUCCAUGUCCGAGAAGACUUCAAUAAAAACUGUCCUUCUUCCACCAGUAAGAGGAACAUAUCACAGAUGGAUACAAAUCUUGAAGAACAACCUCGCGACCCGUUGGCAGCUGGAACUUCAUCCUUGGAAGGCAAUUCACCCCAAGAAACCCAUGAAGUGUCAUCGAAUGUCUGGGUUGGACACUGCGUCAUAAGACGUGCUGAAUUGUUAAAAGAAAACACUUUGUUAGUUGAGAUGAACUUUCAUCAGUCAGCCUCGAAGUUUCCUGAAGAUCUAUUGAGUGGUGGUCAACUGAGUACAUUAAACAUCAUUCACAGAUCACUUCCAAAGAGACGAAUGUUUGCAGCUCUUAAAGAACUAAGAUUUGCAUCCAAACUGUCUCACGCCAUUUGCUUGGGAAUAGAGCCAGAUCAAGGGUGGUUUGAGCCACAGCUUCCACAUGAUAUGUCAAUUGUGCGAGACUAUCCGAAGUGCGGAUUCAAGCCGCUGAAUCCAUAUCAGCAGGCAGCUGUGAAAGGUGCUCUUGAGAAGCCAUUUACCCUCAUCCAGGGUCCUCCAGGUACGGGUAAGACAGUGACAGGUGUCCACAUAGCCUUCAGCUUCGCGAAACGAAACAGGCAAAACCUCCAUACUUUUGAUCCGGGAAGUCAAGACGAACCGAAGGCACCACCGCAAGUUAUUUACUGCGGUCCUUCCAACAAAGCAGUAGACGUUGUGGCCGAGUACAUGAUUAAAGUUCCUGGCCUCAAGAUCAUCCGCGUGUACAGUGAUCGGAAAGAACAGGCAGAGUUUCCAAUCCCUAACAAACGCCAGGCUCUUAAACAGUCCAGCGACGAUGGGAUCGGAAUACCUGAGAAACUGAAGAACGUUUCGCUACAUCACAUAAUUCGAAAAUAUCCAUGUCCAUAUGCUAAUGUACUUGAGAUGUAUGAAAAUAAGUUUGAGGAUGAUAGGAUGAAAAAUAAGAGAACCAGCAAGGAAGAAGUAACUGCAUAUUGCCAGCUAAUCGGCAAAGCCGAGGUUUGGGCACUUCAAUCAUCAGGAGCCCAGGUUAUCCUGUGCACGUGCUCGGUUGCUGGUAGCCGUAGGAUUGCAACUGCCUGUGAUAACGUUCAACAAUGUAUCAUUGAUGAAUGCGGCAUGUGCAUGGAACUUGAAUCUCUUGUACCAAUCACUUUCUCGAAAGCAAAGCAAGUGGUGUUGAUCGGUGAUCAUAAACAGUUACAGCCUGUUGUUAUAGACCAACAGGCAUUGACGCUUGGUUUGAACAUAUCAAUGUUCGAGAGGCUUUCUGACCGAGCCCAAAUGCUGGAAAUUCAAUACAGAAUGCAAAGAGAGAUUUGCAGUUUUCCAUCGGAAUAUUUUUACGAAAGUAAAUUGAAAACAGACAAAUCUGUACCGACAAAUGACCCAAAUUUACGAUCUUUUUGGCCUAAUCCAAAUGUUCCUCUGGCAUUUUGUCAUGUCGAGGGCGACGAGGAAAGUACAGCCAUUAAGACAACACACAGCAGUGAGCAGUCCAAGUCAAAUCAGAAAGAAGUACGAAAAGUGGUCCAUGUUGCUAGAAGCUUGGUUUUCAAAAAUGGUGUUUCCCCGUCAGAUGUCGUUAUCUUAUCGCCUUAUAGAGAACAACGCGAAAGAAUAAGCAAAGCUCUGGAAGGAAAUAUAAAAUCCAAAGAAAUCCCGGUCACAACCAUCAUAAAAAGCCAGGGAAGUGAAUGGGAUUACGUAAUCUUAUCUCUGGUGCGCUCGCUGAAUAAGGAUAGUCUCGAACCAGAUUUCUCCAUGUAUUGGUUGCGUGAACAUUUGGGAUUCUUGACGGACGAACAUCUAAUGAACGUCGGGCUGACAAGAGCGCGGAAGGGGCUCUGCAUCAUUGGUAACAAGGAACUACUGGUGCUUCAUCCCAUGUGGGAAAAAUUGCUAGAAUUCUACAAACAAAGAGAAUGUGUGGUCAAUGAAUCUGCUUGGCUUGUAAGCUGAAGCCACAUUAAUUUUAAUUACUCACUGUUGAAAAUAUCAACCAUAAUUUUGAGGAUUAUUCAAGAUGGGCUUUCUGAUUUUGAAUAAACCAUUUUUCUUCGAAAUAAAAAUUAACCUGAGCUACCUUCAAAUCAUUCUUGUAGAUAUAAAUUAAUAGGUAGCUUACUCACUUUUAAAUGGCCUCAACAUAUAUAAUCUCCCUUUAAAACACGUCAAAUGAUCAGGAGAGUAUUCUUGCCUCUGCUGAAUGGGAUUCUGAACCAUUCAAGGUCAACUUCGCCAAUCUUUGUUGAAAAAGGAUUCACGGUGCUGUGAGGAAAACGCAUUAACAUGGAAUAAAAUCCAAUUUAACUAUGUCACGCGAUCCCAUCAACUGCAGAACACAACAUAUAUAGAUUAAUUAAUGCAUUGAAAAUCAAGAGAAAAGAGUAGUACGUUUAUAUAAUUUUACAAAGAGGGAGAACUUUCUACAAUCUUUUUUCCACGAAAAAUUGAUAACCUGGCUACGCACGUGCUAGAGUCCAAUUUUUCAUCCAGAUAAAUGGUUUUCAAACGGUUUGCUUUCUUAGAUAAAGAAUUUUAAGACGCAUUAAGCUUUA